UUUCAUCUUAUCCUUACUAUAGUAUAUUAAAUCUUAUUUUAUUUCCUUCAAACACCCAUUCUAGGUAAGAAAGAAGCAUUUUUUGCAGACGGUCCUAAGAUGCAAAUUUUCGUCAAAACCCUUACCGGUAAGACUAUUACCCUUGAGGUAGAGUCUUCCGACACUAUUGACAAUGUCAAGCAAAAGAUCCAAGACAAGGAAGGUAUUCCACCUGACCAGCAAAGAUUGAUUUUUGCUGGUAAGCAAUUGGAAGAUGGUAGAACUUUAUCCGACUACAACAUCCAAAAGGAAUCCACUUUGCACUUGGUCUUGAGAUUGAGAGGUGGUGGUAAGAAGAGAAAGAAGAAGGUUUACACCACCCCAAAGAAGAUCAAGCACAAGCACAAGUCUGUCAAGUUAGCUGUCUUGCACUAUUACCAAGUUGAUGGUGAUGGAAAGGUCACUAAGUUGAGAAACGAAUGUCCAAAGUGUGGUCCAGGUAUCUUCAUGGCAAACAUGGAGAACAGACAAUACUGUGGUAAGUGUCACACUACUUUGAAGUUAAAAUAAGUAAUAUAUAAUUAGUUAGGUGAUUAUAUCAAUGUUUUUAUUUUAAUUGAAAAGUAUUUUUUUCUUCAGAGUUGGAACCAGCG
Pichia membranifaciens NRRL Y-2026 is the source of this 632-nucleotide messenger RNA. RefSeq lists its product as hypothetical. Gene Ontology annotation, cellular component: ribosome; nucleus; cytoplasm. Lineage: Eukaryota; Fungi; Ascomycota; Pichiomycetes; Pichiales; Pichiaceae. The annotation marks the transcript as partial. Gene Ontology annotation, biological process: translation; protein ubiquitination; modification-dependent protein catabolic process. The transcript has a single exon. Gene Ontology annotation, molecular function: structural constituent of ribosome; ubiquitin protein ligase binding; protein tag activity. The record is from RefSeq and is a predicted model, not a curated record.